CGCUGAAACUGAUAUGUGCGAUAUGCAAGAUGUGGUCGGGGAAGGAGAAUCGGAAGAGGAGAAACGUCUUAGUGAUAUUGCUAGAGGAUACCGCCGAGAACAAUAAGCAACUUACUAGGUAGAGACAAUAGGCCAGGAGAGUGACGUGUGUGGAUGCCGGGGGAGUCGGGUUGAAGAAGAAGAAUAAAUGAAAGAGAGGCUCAGGAUGACAAUGGAUCCUAUUUAUAACAAAUAAAAUGAUAUCAAGGCGGCAGCGAUGAUUUACAACACGUGACUCGUCGUUUUAUAUGAAAUCAACAAUGCUGCACUUGAUUAUAAAGUGAGGCCUCUCUAUCAUUUCAAACUUGUAUUGUUUGCAAGGCGAUUAUAUCAACCCAAGGUAUCCUCGGGCCGCUAGCGAACGACAGAACCCGGCUUAGCAGCCUGUGCCCAGAGAAUACAUAGCACUUCAGCUCUCUACCAUCGAGAAAAUACCCCCAGUGUGGAUCGUGGUCUUCGAAACAUCUACUCGCCUUAUUUCAUCUCAUCCAUCGACAAUGCCCUAUGUAUAUAAGCCAUGGAUAUUGAAAAGCCUGGGUGUCCCAUCAUGGGAACAUGUCCGGAUGAUGGGCGCAGAGGGAUUUCGCAAAGAAAAGGAACGCCGUCAAGAGUUCAAAGAGAAACUCAAAGCUGGACAGAAAGAGUCCGAUGAACGGCAUGUCUCAUCUGAAACAUCUGUCAAGGUUCAGGAACCGGAAGAGAAGCACGAUGUACUUUCAGGCCAGGAAAGUGACAAGCCUGAGCACGACGCAGAUAGUGCACACAGUACCAAGGAUGGAAAGAAGGGAACGACAGAGGGUGGGCUAUAAAUACCUAGCUGUUCCCCUUAGCGGAAGAUUCUUCAAGUUAUAAUGAAACUCGGGCCACUGUUGUUAGGCAAGACCAAGAUAAUUCACUGAUUUUGUUCAAGUGGCUUUGUCGGACCUUGAUUCGAAAUAAAAUAAGCAGAGGGUAUCCUAAACUCAUACUAAAUUUAGGCCAAGUUACCUAGAUAUUUCAAUCAUCUAGGAUCGAAGUCCUGAG
Molecule: messenger RNA, 1062 nt
Organism: Fusarium verticillioides 7600
Lineage: Eukaryota; Fungi; Ascomycota; Sordariomycetes; Hypocreales; Nectriaceae
Exons: 3
Coding region: 537-848 (103 amino acids)
Source: RefSeq, a predicted model, not a curated record